Messenger RNA from Polistes canadensis, 4896 nucleotides. RefSeq names its product dynein intermediate chain 2, axonemal-like. The record is from RefSeq and is a predicted model, not a curated record. The coding region runs from base 1336 to 3675 and encodes 779 amino acids. Lineage: Eukaryota; Metazoa; Arthropoda; Insecta; Hymenoptera; Vespidae. Gene Ontology annotation, molecular function: dynein heavy chain binding; dynein light chain binding. Gene Ontology annotation, cellular component: outer dynein arm. The transcript has 10 exons. Gene Ontology annotation, biological process: cilium movement; outer dynein arm assembly.
AGAGAGUUCUUCCCACGAACGGGAAUUUACGUCAGGCGAGGAAGAGUUCUCUCGCGUGUGUUUGCAAAGCGAAACAGGGCAAAUAUCACUUCGUCCGCAACUUUAUUCCGCGACGCGGUGAAUUCAUGAAUCUUUUAGCACUUCCCUCGGUAUUUUUUUUCCUUAAAUGUCUUCCUCACACUAUCUCUCUCUCUCUCUCUCUUUCUUUCUUUCUUUCUUUCUUUCUUUCUUCCUUUCUUUCUUUCAGCGUGCAGACUGAAACGUGCAUAGAUCUUAUGAAUUAUUUCGUCGAACUGAUUACGGCCGAGUAAAGCGGUUCUUCAAUGAUCCAAAGAGAAAUAAAUAUCGUUCGUGUUACAUCCAUUAUAUGGACCUAUUAAUAUAUUUCCUUUUUAACGCUUGAUUAUUAAAUAUAAAUUUAAAUUGAAUAUUGAUGCGAAAAAACAUUACUCUCGUAUAAGAAUAAAAAGGAAACAAUUUUUGUAUUCGAUUAUUUUAAAAAAUAUAUCUAUUUUGUAUAGACUCACCAAAUGUUAGACUCAAUUAAUUUCGUAGUUAUUUUUUCAUGACUUCGAAUAUAAUUGUUCUUUUAACAAGAGAAAUCUUAAAUGUUAUAUCGAAAUAUGAGUACGUGAUUAUCGAUUGUUACGGAAAUUUUCUUUAACAAGCGUUAAGUUUGUUUCGAGAUAGUCAUAAUUAUAUGUAAUAUUAUUAAUGAUGGAUAUUAAAUACGUUUACGUGAAGACCCGUUCAGAAUUUGGUAAGCAAUGCAUCUUCGAUAUUUGCGGGCCGAACUUGGACGAGGAGAUCAAACCAAAUCCUCAGGAGAUGCACAAUUACAUCGUGAAGAGCCCCUGUCACGUUGGCACGCAGUACACGAAGCAAAUAGCGUUACAUGAGGUUAGGUCGAUUUCAUUAACAAGAUUAUAUCCGACAACGAUAGUCUCAUAUGUGUCUGUUAUAUUAUGUGUAUAUCAUCAUGAUGUGGUCAUGGUCUGUAACAUCAUGCUUGCCGACAGACUAGAGAAGUAUCUUACGUGCAUCAUAAAAAUCUGUAUCUUCAUCUUUGACCUCUCUAUUUUUAGUUAGGAAAUUUAACUAAUUAGAAAUUAUUUCAAUUAGUUUUAAAACCACCCUUACAUUUCCACGAAGGAUGAACUGUGUGUGUGUGUUCAAACCGCAGCGGUGAACACGAAGAACAGCGGAAUAUACCAUUACGAGGGUGGUUGGCCAAAGGAGAUUCAUCCUGGUGACCAUGAAACUACCGCGAGAUUUCGCAGGCGGGUGGAGAAGGGCGAUGAGUGGGCUCCUAAAUUACGUUACCUACUUGCGAAUAUGGAACACUGUAUCCUGUUAAAUAACGCUGUUAGUAUAUACGAUCAUUAUUUUGAUGAUAUGAUACCGACUCCCUUGACCACAGAACGUGGAAUCAGACUGUUAAACGUUUUUCCGGAUCAAGAGACACCCGCCAGAUCGGUAAAUGAUAUCGAUUGGUCACCCGACGAUACUAAGAUGGUAGUUUGUUAUUGCUUCGUUAAUUUGAAAAAAGAAAUUGAUUACAGUACGGACACGUACAUUUGGGAUUUAGAAAUUCCUAACAAACCAUAUAUGACUAUUAAAGCUUCAUAUCCAACAUUGGUAUGCCAAUUUAAUCCUCGAGAUCCUUUUGUGCUUGCUGGUGGUCUUAUAACUGGGCAAGUUUGUUACUGGGACGUAAGAAUGGGUAUUGAGCCGGUUAAAAUAUCCUAUCCACGAAAUAGUCAUAGAUACUCAACGACUGCAGUUAAAUGGAUUUAUACGAAAACAAACACUGAAUUUUUCUCAAGUUCUUGGGACGGUCAAGCACUUUGGUGGGACACGAGAAACUUACAUCACCCAACUGAACAAUUGAUCUUCGAUUUAGAAAAUCCAAACGAACCGUUGAUGGAAAGAUCGAUUGGAAUAUCUUCGGCGAAUUUCGAGCCAUCUAUGAGUACGAAAUUUAUGUUCGGUUUACAAAAUGGUAUUGUUGUUAGUGGUUCGAGAAAAGUUAAAACGAACGCUGAAAAAUUAUCAAUGAGAUUCAAUACUCACAAUGGAUCAGUAUUAUCCGUUGAUCGCAACGUUUUCAAUCCGAAAGUGUUUAUGACCGUUGGCAAAGGUACAACUCGAAUUUGGGCGGAAGAUACCAGAGAAGGCAGUUUAAUAACGAUCAGAAGCCAACGUUAUUCACCGGUCAAAGCUUGCUGGAAUAAAAUUCGACACUCUCUAUUCUAUAUCAUAAAGGAGAAUGGUCAAUUAGAAGUCUAUGAUAUUUUAGAGAGUAUCGAGAAACCAAUCGUUGAGUUACAUUUAAGCGAAGUUGGCCUAACGACUAUGGCGGCCCAUGAAAAUGGAUAUUUGUUAGCUGUUGGUGAUAAGAAAGGAAAUAUAUAUUUGACUCGUUCGACAGAGGCUUUAGGAAAAUUCGAUAGGAAUGAAAGAAACCUUUUGACUAUGGGAUUAGAUAGAAAUUCGAAAUACGUGAAAGCCGUGGAUGCUCGUAUCAAAGAAAUCAAAAUAUUAAAGAUAUUAAACAGCGAGAAAGAGCCAGUUAUCGUUAGGAAGAUUCCGAAGAUUAAGGGAAGAAGUAAACAGCAAAUAAGAAAGAAAGAUAAGGUUAAGCCUUCGACGAAAGAGGAGACAAAGACGAAUAAAGAUAAAGGUAGAAGAAGUACGAAGAAAAGGAUUCGAGAGGAACUUCCUGAAAUCAUGAUUGCCGAAGAAAUGUUCUUUGAGACUGUGAAUAAGGAAAGAGAAAAACUCGAAUCGGAGGGAGAUCCAAACCUUAGACACUCAACGCUCGCACGAAAGUUUGAUCACAAACAAUUAAAACAUCGGGCACGAGAAACUGAAAAAGAAAAAGAUAUAAUCGAGGAGGAUGCGAAGAAGAAAAAAGGAAAGAAAAAGAGGGCAGCUGUGACAAAGAAGAUAUCCUUGGAUUCGGAAAUAGAUGAAGAAAAAAUAACAAAGAUUCACGAGACUGUUUCCGAGAUAAUAACGGAAACUACCACAGACGAGAUCAUACCGACCACAAGUGGUCCUAAGAGACCUGAGAUAAAGAAAAAGAAAAAACCGGUCAAGAAGUUCGACCUUCGUCUUCGAAGGCCUUGCAAAAUUCUAUGCCAACCAAAGGUCUGCUGUUGGCGAAAAACUUGGCGUAAGAAGAAGUAUGCGCCGCCGUCUAUGAGAAAAGAGAAAACCGAUCGAACAUCUACUGUAGAUAAAAGUGAAGAAUCUUUAAGAGAUAUGUUAGAGCUACCUUUAGAACUUCACAGAGAGUUAAGGAUAGCAAAAAGGCAAAUUCAUAAAGCGAAAAAGCCGAUCCGUUGGACUCAAAAGAAACGACUGGUCGAAAGAGUCUUGUUAGCUCGAGAGAAAUUCAAAAAGAUAGAAAAGAAAUCGAAAAAAGUAAACGCUGAUAAAUAUUCUGAUAUUGACAAAGUAUGUGCGAAAAUACCUAAGUCAAAAACAAUGGAUCCCUGUAGUCCACGGAAAUCAUGGACUGUCAUGAAAGAGAUUGAGGCUAUGCUUAUCCCAGAGCCAGCAAAAGCGAUAGAACGUGAAGCUGGACUGGGCAGGGCUUAUUUGGAAGAGCUCGAGGCCAUCCAAAGUAGGGUUUACCCAAGGAUUUCCGACUUCCAUUCGAUAGAAUAGCAUUUACCGAUCGUUCGAUAACAAAAGAAGCUGAGAAGAAAGAAGAAUACGGGAGCUGAAGAGGAUCGGAAUGCAUAUGCUCGUGCAAUACUCAAACAAUGCACAUAUACAUAUAUAUAGUGAGAAAAAUGAGAAUAAACCAUAAGAAAGCGCGGUCAUACUCGUAAUUUCGAGGUGAAUCCUUCAGAAACACUUCUAAGGGUCCUCCUCUUCAUUCUUUUCUUUAUAUUCAUUAUCGAGAGUUCGAUAAGCUUUGUUAGUGCAACCAUGUGUACGCGUGCGCGUGUGUGUACGAUAUAUAUCACGUUAUCACGAUAAAUCGAAAUGGGAGAUUGUUAAGAUUCGCAUGGUCGUUUGUGAACGCAUAACAAAUACGUCGGUGGAAGACAGAAUAUUUGGAUUUAUUCUUAAACAUUAAUAUUUUGGACAUAAACCAAAACGAUCAUCAUGUGAAUCUUAACAUUAUUUCGAUCUUUCACAGUAACAUAUACACGUAAAGGAUAUUUAUUAACGAUACUGAUUAUUCUGUGAUCUUUACGGCUCUCUGAUAUCGUUUAAUAAUUGAACGUUAAUAGGAACGCAUAAUGAAUUCGAAUAAAUUGAAUUAAAUCGUUGCAACGAUAAAUCGAAGAUGCAACAGCUAAAAACGGCUGUGAUAUUAAACUAAAAGCAGAAAAUCAAAGAAUCAUUUUAACGAUAUAUCGAUUGUACUUUUAAAUCGUUUAAGAUAACGUUAAAAGUCUCAAAGUUAAAACGUACCAUGUUGAAACUUUGAAAACUUUCAUUUUGGUAACAUCGCGGAAAGAAGAAAAGCAUUGAGCCCACACUCUCUUCGUCGUAGUCGUCGUAGUCGUCGUUUCGGAGAAUGAUGGAAAGGGGAUAAAUUUCCGGUACGACUUUCCUAGAAGCGAGAUGAUAAAUUCACACAGGAAAGGUCGACAUUCAUAAGAGAAGUUCCGAUUUGCUAUCUGGAUUGUGGCGCAAGACGACAUUUCCGUUGGUUGCUGGAGUCUUUCAGGCAUAACUUCCGGUAUUCCAAAACACAUGACGCGCAUACACGCGAGAGAAAAGCCACUUUUAGAAAAUCUAGUAUACAAAAAUAAACAAAUUUCAAGGAACUUUACCGAUAUUAUUUAUGUGGAGGAGCUUUAUACUUUUACGAUCAGAAAUUGUACAGUUUUAGAAAUUUCCUAUUUCAGUAAUAUUUUCAAUAAAAAAUAC